GUGCGCGGUGACGUGGACGUCCGGUGCGUGCGCAGGCUCUUCAGCUGAGGCGGACACACGGUGUGCGAACCCUUCAGAAUAACCCGCCCCUACAGGGGUAUGAAGGACUCGGGGUGAAGCCGACCACACCCCGCACGGAUGGGAAGGUAUUUGUGACUAUGUGUUGACUACAGUUUUCUUACUACUGAAUUUCUCACUGGAAUCAUGGAAGAGAAACAGCAAAUUAUAUUAGCCAAUCAAGAUGGCGGGACAGUGACAGGAGCGGCACCCACCUUCUUUGUCAUCCUAAAACAGCCAGGAAAUGGCAAAACUGAUCAAGGAAUUUUGGUUACUAAUCGAGAUGCUUGUGCUUUGUCAAGUAGGGCGCCAUCACCAGGAAAAUCUAAAGGGAAGAUAUGCCUUCCGGCUAAUUGUACUGUGGGAAGAAUCACUGUUACCCUUGAUAACAAUAGUAUGUGGAAUGAGUUUCAUAAUCGAAGCACAGAAAUGAUUCUGACCAAACAGGGACGGCGCAUGUUUCCUUAUUGUCGCUAUUGGAUAACAGGCUUAGAUUCAAAUUUAAAGUAUAUUCUUGUAAUGGACAUAUCUCCUGUGGAUAAUCAUCGUUAUAAGUGGAAUGGCCGUUGGUGGGAACCCAGUGGGAAGGCUGAACCCCAUAUUUUGGGGAGAGUUUUUAUUCAUCCAGAAUCUCCUUCCACAGGUCAUUAUUGGAUGCAUCAACCAGUAUCUUUCUAUAAACUCAAACUUACCAACAAUACAUUGGACCAGGAAGGGCAUAUUAUCUUGCACUCUAUGCAUCGUUACCUGCCAAGGCUUCAUUUGGUGCCUGCAGAAAAGGCUACAGAAGUGAUUCAAUUGAAUGGCCCUGGUGUUCAUACUUUUACUUUCCCCCAGACUGAAUUCUUUGCAGUAACAGCUUAUCAGAACAUUCAGAUUACUCAGUUGAAAAUAGAUUACAAUCCGUUUGCCAAAGGCUUUCGGGAUGAUGGGUUGAGCAGUAAGCCCCAGAGAGAUGGAAAACAAAGGAAUAGCUCUGAUCAAGAAGGGAAUAGUGUUUCUAGUUCUCCUGGUCAUCGUGUUCGUCUCACAGAAGGUGAGGCAUCAGAGAUGCAUUCAGGUGAUUUUGAUCCUGUGUUAAGGGGUCGUGAAACACCAAACCUAGGUUUGGAGAAGCCUACCCAUAAUGUAAAACAAGACUUUCUUGGAUUUAUGAGUACUGAUUCAACAUUUGAAGUUCCUCAAUUGAAACAUGAGAUUUCUGAAAGUCUUAUUGCAAACAGUUUUGAAGAUGACUCCCAGAUUGCCUCACCAUUAGACCCAAAUGGAAACUUUAAUGUCGUCAUUAAAGAGGAGCCUCUAGAUGAUUAUGAUUAUGAACUUGGUGAAUGCCCAGAAGGGAUCACCGUGAAACAAGAAGAGACAGAUGAGGAAACGGAUGUAUAUUCAAACAGUGAUGACGAUCCUAUAUUAGAGAAACAACUAAAGAGGCACAAUAAGGUUGAUAACUUGGAAGCUGACCAUCCAUCUUGUAAAUGGCUGCCAAGUAGCCCAGGUGUUGCUAAAGCUAAAAUGUUUAAGUUAGAUGCUGGAAAAAUGCCAGUAGUUUACCUGGAGCCAUGUGCUGUCACGAAAAGCACAGUGAAAGUUUCUGAACUGCCUGAUAAUAUGCUUUCCACGUCUCGAAAAGAUAAAUCUCUGUUGGCAGAAUUAGAAUAUUUGCCUGCGUAUAUUGAAAAUUCAGAUGGGACUGGCUUUUGCUUAAGCAAAGAUUCAGAAAAUAGUCUCAGAAAACAUUCAUCAGAUCUCAGAAUGGUACAAAAAUAUACUUUACUUAAGGAGCCUCAUUGGAAAUAUCCUGACAUAUUUGACAACAGCAGCACGGAAAGAACACAUGGCAGUUCAAAAGGAUCAGUUGGAGACUCAAUUUUGGGAAAAGAGGACUUAGGCAAAAAGCGAACAUCUAUGCUUAAAAUGACAACACAGUCAACAAAGACUGUGAGUGCUAGUCAGGGUGCCUCUCUAAAUACUCCUGGAAAAAGAGGAAGGCCGAGAAAAUUGAGACUCUCUAAGGCAGGACGACCACCUAAAAACACAGGGAAGUCUUUAACUGCUGCAAAGAGUGUUCCUGCAGGCUCUGGGAAUACCUUUCCUGAUGUGAAGCCUGAUCUGGAGGAUGUGGACGGUGUGCUCUUUGUCUCCUUUGAAUCCAAGGAGGCUCUGGAUAUUCAUGCAGUUGAUGGGACAACAGAAGAACCUUCUAGUCUUCAGACCACAACCACAAAUGAUCCAGGUUGCAGAACAAGAAUUUCCCAGUUGGAGAAGGAAUUAAUAGAAGAUUUGAAGUCUUUGCGGCAUAAGCAGGUGAUACAUCCUGCUCUGCAAGAAGUGGGCUUAAAACUGAAUUCAGUGGAUCCAGCAAUGAGCAUUGAUCUUAAAUACUUGGGAGUACAACUGCCUUUGGCUCCAGCCACCAGCUUUCCUUUAUGGAAUGUUACAGGAACCAACCCUGCGUCUCCUGAUGCUGGGUUUCCUUUUGUUUCUAGGACAGGGAAGACCAAUGAUUUCACCAAGAUUAAGGGAUGGAGAGGAAAAAUUCAUAGUGCUUCUGCAUCUAGGAAUGAAGGUGGAAAUUUAGAGACUUCGCUGAAAAACCGUUCUGCUUUCUGUAGUGAUAAGCUAGAUGAGUACUUGGAAAAUGAAGGCAAGCUGAUGGAAACAAGCAUGGGCUUCUCUUCCAGUGCCCCCACAUCUCCAGUGGUGUACCAGCUACCCACCAAGAGUACCAGCUAUGUUCGAACUCUUGAUAGCGUACUAAAGAAGCAAUCUGCCAUUUCCCCUUCUACCUCUUACUCUGUGAAGCCUCAUUCUGUAACCACUGCCUCUCGAAAAACAAAGUCUCAAAAUAAGCAGACAACACUGAGUGGCCGAACUAAAUCAACUUAUAAGUCUAUUUUACCAUAUCCUGUUUCGCCGAAGCAGAAAAACUCUCAUGUGAUCCCAGGAGAUAAAAUUACUAAGAAUUCCGUAAGUACAACCUCAGAUAAUCAGGUGACUAACUUGGUUGUGCCAGCUGUAGAUGAAAGUCCAUUUCCAAAGCAGAUUAGUUUGCGGCAGGCGCAGCACCAGCAGCAGCAGCACCAGCAGCAGCAGCAGCAGCACCAGCAGCAUCAGCACCAGCACCAGGGAACUCGCUCUUCAGGCUUGUCAAAAUCUCAAGUAAAGCUUAUGGACCUGGAAGAUUGUGCACUCUGGGAAGGAAAACCAAGGACCUAUAUUACUGAAGAGCGAGCAGAUGUCUCCUUGACAACUCUGCUUACUGCUCAAGCAUCUCUCAAAACUAAGCCCAUCCACACAAUCAUAAGGAAACGGGCUCCUCCAUGUAACAAUGACUUCUGUCGACUGGGUUGUAUAUGUUCUAGUCUAGCUUUGGAGAAGCGCCAGCCUGCUCACUGUCGUCGACCAGAUUGCAUGUUUGGUUGCACUUGUUUGAAAAGAAAAGUUGUGUUGGUUAAAGGGGGAUCUAAAACAAAGCAUUUCCAUAAGAAGGCUGCUCAUCGAGAUUCAUUAUUUUAUGAUACAUCGGGAGAGGAAGCAAGGGAAGGAGGAGGAGUCAGAGAAGAUGAGGAACAAUUGAAGGAGAAAAAGAAGAGAAAGAAGCUGGAAUACACCGUAUGUGAAGCAGAACCUGAGCAGCCUGUUCGACAUUACCCAUUGUGGGUAAAAGUGGAAGGUGAAGUAGAUCCAGAGCCGGUUUAUAUCCCAACACCUUCUGUCAUCGAACCUGUGAAGCCAUUGGUGUUGCCUCAGCCAGAUGUAUCUUCUAAUGCCAUGAAGGGCAAACCACCUACUGGAAUUAAACCAGCCCGAGCGUACACUCCUAAGCCCAAUCCUGUGAUAAGAGAAGAGGACAAAGAUCCAGUCUAUUUAUACUUUGAAAGUAUGAUGACUUGUGCCCGAGUUCGAGUGUAUGAACGGAAGAAAGAGGAGCAGAGACGGCCAUCUCCACCCCUGUCCCCAUCUUCAUUAUUUCAGCAGCAGAGCUCAUGUUAUUCUAGUCCUGAGAACCAUGCUACAAAGGAACCAGAUUCUGAACAGACCUUAAAGCAGCUUAUUUGUGACUUGGAGGAUGAUUCUGAUAAAUCACAAGAAAAGAACUGGAAAUCCUCCUGCAAUGAUGAGGAGCCCUCAUCUGCCUCCUACGCACGUCAGAGGUCACCUGGUGGGGAGCCCUCGUCUGCCUCCUAUGUACGUCAGAGGUCACCUGGUGGCCCCACCAAGCUGAUAGAGAUCAUCUCAGACUGCAACUGGGAGGAAGACCGAAGCAAGAUCUUGAGCAUUUUAUCUCAGCACAUCAAUAGCAACAUGCCACAGUCACUUAAGGUGGGCAGCUUCAUCAUUGAGUUGGCUUCUCAGCGGAAGUGUCGGGGUGAGAAGAAUCCUCCUGUUUAUUCUUCUCGUGUGAAAAUCUCUAUGCCAUCAAGUCAAGACCAAGAUGAUAUGGCUGAGAAAUCUGGAUCAGAGACUCCUGAUGGUCCAUUGUCCCCUGGGAAAAUGGAUGAUAUCUCUCCUGUGCAGACAGAUGCCCUGGAUUCAAUGAGGGAGAGAUUGCAUGGAGGCAAAGGUUUGCCUUUUUAUGCAGGGCUUUCUCCUGCGGGGAAGCUUGUGGCCUAUAAACGUAAACCCAGUUCAACCACAUCUGGGCUUAUCCAGGUUAAUGGUAAGAGUUACCCGCAGGCUAAGUUGCUAUUGGGACAGAUGGGGGCAUUGCAUCCAGCCAAUAGGCUAGCUGCUUAUAUCACAGGCAGGUUGCGACCCUCAGUCCUGGACCUCUCAACCCUCAGUACUGUCAUCUCCAAGGUAGCAUCCAAUGCCAAGGUGGCUGCAUCCAGGAAACCACGCACCCUGUUGCCUUCAACAUCUAACUCCAAAAUGGCAUCCUCUGGCCCAACAACAAAUCGCUCUGGGAAGAAUCCGAAGGCAUUUGUUCCAGCAAAAAGGCCAAUUGCGGCUCGGCCGUCGCCUGGUGGUGUGUUCACACAAUUCGUGAUGAGCAAAGUUGGCGCCUUACAGCAGAAGAUACCUGGAGUUCGCACACCCCAACCCCUGACAGGGCCACAGAAGUUCAGUAUCAGGCCUUCUCCAGUAAUGGUCGUCACACCUGUGGUCUCUUCUGAGCCAGUUCAGGUGUGCAGCAGUGUGCCUGCUGCCAUUACUACUUCUUCUCAAGUGUUUUUAGAAAAUAUUACUGCUGUGACAUCUAUGACUGCUAUUUCUGAUACAGGAGCUAAAGAAGCUACUUUUUCUUCUGGUGCCUCUGCUGCUGGGGUUGUUGAGAUCUCUGAAACUAAUAACACUACCCCUGUAACAUCUCCCCAGUCUACAGCCACUGUGAACCUUACCAAAACUACUGGGAUAACUACUAGCCCUGUGGCUUCAGUUUCAUUUCCUAAAUCAUUGAUAGCAUCCCCAACUAUACCUCUUCCUGUUGCUUCCACUGCCUCCACCUCCAUAGUCAUGGUGACCACAGCUGCAUCUUCCUCUGUGGUGACCACAUCAACGUCAUCGUUGAGUUCUGUACCUAUUAUACUCUCAGGAAUUAAUGGAAGUCCACCAGUGAGCCAGAAACCAGAAAAUACCCCUCAAGUUCCAGUGACUACACCACAAAUCUCUCCUAAUAACGUGAAACGUACGGGCCCUCGGUUGUUGUUGAUUCCAGUGCAGCAGGGCUCUCCUUCGCUUAGACCAAUCCCAAGCCCACAGCUUCAGGGACAGCGGAUGGUCUUGCAACCUGUUAGGAGUCCAAGUGGAAUGAACCUAUUCAGGCAUCCCAAUGGGCAGAUUGUCCAACUCCUACCUUUACAUCAGAUUCGAGGCUCUAAUACCCAGCCCAGCUUACAGCCUGUCGUGUUUCGGAACCCAGGAUCUGUGGUGGGAAUCCGUCUACCAGCUCCUUCCAAAUCUUCUGAGACCCCAUCGUCUUCUACUUCAUCCUCUACCUUCUCUGUCAUGAGUCCUGUAAUUCAGGCUGUUGGGUCUUCUCCGGCUGUAAAUGUCAUUUCUCAGGCACCUUCAAUGCUUUCCUCUGGAUCUAGUUUUGUCUCUCAGGCUGGUACACUGACCCUGAGGAUUUCUCCUCCUGAAGCUCAAAAUCUUGCAAAUAAAACAAGCUCUGAAAGCAAAAUAACACCCAGGACUGGAGGGCAGCCUGUUGGCACUACUAGUCUCAUUCCUCUGCAGUCAGGUAGCUUUGCCUUGUUGCAGCUCCCCGGACAAAAGCCUGUUCCUAACUCUGUUCUUCAGCAUGUUGCUUCCCUUCAGAUAAAAAAGGAAUCUCAGAGUGCAGACCAGAAAGAUGAAACAAACUCUAUCAAAAGAGAGGCGGAAACUAAGAAAGUUGUACUAUCAAAAGAAGAUGCUGUAAGCAAGCAAAACUCAGGAAUUAUUGCCUCAGAAGAUACCUUGAAUGAUUCAUCAGAUGAUGGAGAUGAUCUUUUCGGUGAAGAAACCCUUAUGGAAGAUACCAGACCUUACGAACACUCCUGUAGCACCAGGUCACACACAGAUGAAGACAAAGAUGGUGAUGAAGAAUCUGGGAACAGGAAUCAGAACAGGCCAAAGGAAAAAGAGACUGUUCCAGAAAUUAGGGCUGUUUCUGAAAAGGUCAAUAUUAGGACAGUCCAGAAUGUAUGUAAAGUACGGUCUCAAAAAUGUGCUGAGGUGAAGAUGGAACAGCAGCAGGAAUUACACAAUCCAGAGGACCCAGAAGAAUUUCUAGUCAUCUCUAAGGAAGAAAGUAAAAUUGAAUUAGCAGGGAGCCAAGUUAAGGAACAGCAUUCUAACUCACAGAUGGCGGCCAAGGAUUAUGAAGAUUCUUUGGCGAAAGGCAGUCUUAGAGCGAGAUGGAGAAAACACCCGAAGGGCCCUUUAACUCAGAAGUACAUUGGAAUUUCACAGGAAUAUAAGAAAGAGGCAAACUUGCAGUUCUUUACAGAAACGAAGCAAUGCCAAGAAAAUUCUGAACAGGACAUCUCCGACUUAUUUGCAAAAAGUGGAACUAUUGAGAGUGAUGGAGUUUUAAAAACUGAAGAUAGUUCUUGGAGUGGCAUUUCUAGUUCUGCAGCCUUCUCUAUUAUUCCUAGGAGAGCUAUAAAAGGAAGACGAGGGAACAGACGUUUUCAGGGUCACUCACUGCUCCCAAGAGAACAGAUAAAACCAAAGCAAGAGACAAAGAGUGGGAGAAGCAGUGCUGACUUCACUGUUUUGGAUUUGGAAGAGGAGGAUGAGGAAGAUGAGAACGAGAGAACGGAUGAUUCUAUUGAUGAGAUUGUGGAUGUUGUUUCUGGCUACCAGAGUGAGGAGGUUGAUGUAGAAAAGAAUAACUAUGUAGACUAUAUUGAGGAUGAUGAACAGGUGGAUGUUGAGACUAUAGAAGAACUCUCAGAGGAAAUUAACAUUACCUACGAGAAGACAACAGCACCUCACAUACAGUCCUUCAAACAGCUGUGUCAUAGCCAUAUCUCUGCAGAUGAAAAAGUCUUUGAAAAGAGUCGAAAGGUUCCAUUAAUUUCUCCAAAAUUGAAAGAUGAUUGCUGGAAUGAUAAGCCACAGAAAGAAACAGAAGCCUUUGCCUAUUACCGUCGGACACACACUGCCAAUGAGCGGCGGCGGCGCGGUGAAAUGAGAGAUCUCUUUGAAAAAUUGAAGAUUACAUUGGGAUUACUUCAUUCUUCCAAAGUUUCUAAAAGUCUCAUUCUUACUCGGGCAUUCAGUGAAAUUCAAGGACUAACAGACCAGGCAGAUAAAUUGAUAGGGCAGAAAAAUCUCUUGAGUCGAAAACGAAAUAUUUUAAUACGGAAAGUAUCGUCUCUUUCAGGUAAGACAGAAGAAGUGGUCCUGAAGAAGCUAGAGUACAUUUACGCAAAACAACAAGCACUAGAGGCACAGAAAAGGAAAAGGAAGAUGGGAUCAGAUGAGUUUGGUGUGUCUCCCAGAAUUAGCAAACAGCUGGAGGGAUCUUCUACGUCAUCUGUAGAUCUUGGACAGAUGUUCAUAAAUAACAGGAGGGGGAAACCUUUGAUUCUUUCCAGAAAAAGAGACCAGGCCACAGAAAAUGCCUUGCCUUCUAACACGCCACACUCCUCUGCCAACCUGGUAAUGACUCCACAAGGGCAGUUGCUUACCCUAAAAGGCCCCCUAUUCUCAGGACCCGUGGUAGCUGUUUCUCCUGCUCUCUUAGAAGCUGAUCUGAAGCCUCAAGUUUCAAGCAGUACUAUGGCUCAGUCAGAGAAUGAUGACUUAUUUAUGAUGCCACGAAUUGUUAAUGUGACAUCAUUGGCGGCAGAGGAAGAUUUGGGAGAUAUGGGUGGCAGCAAAUAUGCUCAUGAAGUUUCUGAUGGCAAGCCACUUGACCACCUGAGAGACAUUGUUGGGAAUGAUGCUAACUCCUUAAAAGAUAAAGAUAAAAUCCCUUCCAGAGGAAGCCAUAGAGAUUGCAGAAUAGCACCUGGUACAACACAAGUAUUUUUGGCAAAUAAAGAUUCUGGGUUUCCUCAUGCUGAUGUUUCUAGUAAGAAGGCACCACAGGAGUUUAUACCUAAAAAGAUUUCUGGUGAUAUGAGAGGGCGUCGAUAUAAAUGGAGAGAGUGCGAGGUGAGAGGAGAAAGACUGAAGUCAAAGGAAUCUCAAUUUCAUAAACUAAAGAUGAAGGACCUCAAGGACUCAAGCAUAGAGAUGGAGCUGAGGAAAGUAGCCUCAGCUAUUGAGGAAGCAGCCCUCGAUCCCAGCGAGCUGCUGACUAACAUGGAAGAUGAGGAUGACACUGACGAGACACUUACUUCACUACUCAAUGAAAUUGCCUUUCUUAAUCAGCAACUGAAUGAUGACUCUGGCCUGACUGAAAUGCCUGGCUCUGUGGAUACAGAGUUCCCAGGGGAUCCUCAGCGAGCUUUUAUCAGUAAACUUGCUCCUGGGAACAGAUCAGCUUUCCAAGUUGGACACUUGAGAACAGGUGGGAAAGAGUUGCCUGAUGUCCAAGAGGAGAGUGAAUCCAUUAGCCCCCUCCUCUUGCACUUGGAAGAUGAUGACUUUUCUGAGAAUGAAAAACAACUUGGGGACACAGCCUCUGAGUCAGAUGUCCUUAAGAUUGUUAUUGACUCUGAUAUAAAGGAUUCUCUUGUUUCCCGCAGGAAACCUAGUGAUGGAGAGCAGAGUACUUCUGUUCUCCCUGCAGAGACUGACAGUGUAUCUCCACCUCCCAUCUUACACAUGAAGACUGGCCCAGAGAACAGCAACACAGAUACUUUGUGGAGGCCUAUGCCAAAGUUGGCCCCUCUGGGUUUAAAAGUAGCUAACCCCCCCAGUGAUAGCGAUGGUCAGAGUCUCAAGGUGAUGCCUUCCUUGGCACCUAUAGCUGCCAAAGUUGGGUCAGUUGGACACAAAAUAAACUUAACAGGGAGUGACCAGGAAGGCCGAGAGAGCAAAGUGAUGCCUACAUUGGCACCUGUUGUGGCUAAAUUGGGCAACUCUGGAGUUCCAUCAAGUUCUUCAGGGAAAUGAACUUGUUCAUCCUUCUGCAAAAGCCAGGCUAUGAGGGGGAAAUUGAAUUUCAUCUCCUUUCUCUGUAGGCAUCUGUUUGUCUUAUGGAAUUGUAAUCCUUGACUUUGA
This is a messenger RNA of Acomys russatus (golden spiny mouse), 9663 nucleotides long. It is a transcript of the gene Mga, whose product is annotated as MAX dimerization protein MGA. The record is from RefSeq and is a predicted model, not a curated record. NCBI's taxonomy places the organism in Eukaryota, Metazoa, Chordata, Mammalia, Rodentia, Muridae. Bases 205 to 9555 code for a protein of 3116 amino acids. Gene Ontology annotation, cellular component: nucleus; MLL1 complex. The transcript has 24 exons. Gene Ontology annotation, molecular function: DNA-binding transcription factor activity, RNA polymerase II-specific; RNA polymerase II cis-regulatory region sequence-specific DNA binding; protein dimerization activity. Gene Ontology annotation, biological process: cell fate specification; regulation of transcription by RNA polymerase II; positive regulation of DNA-templated transcription.